Triticum aestivum (bread wheat) is the source of this 2108-nucleotide messenger RNA. RefSeq names its product rab GTPase-activating protein 22. Bases 180 to 1838 code for a protein of 552 amino acids. Lineage: Eukaryota; Viridiplantae; Streptophyta; Magnoliopsida; Poales; Poaceae. The record is from RefSeq and is a predicted model, not a curated record. The transcript is spliced from 5 exons. Gene Ontology annotation, molecular function: GTPase activator activity. Gene Ontology annotation, biological process: activation of GTPase activity.
ACUGGACAGCGAGAAUUGCAGAGAGAGGAAGAAAAUAAAGGAAGAGCAAAAAGGAGAAACCCGGAGGCCGGAAUCCCAAUCGAUCGAAGGAAGCAGAGCUGGGGGAUCGCGGCGCCGGCGGCCGGCGGGGGGAGAACCGGAGGGGAGCCGUGGAGCGAUCAGGGGGGCAUCUGCGCCCGAUGUGGGCGUGGGGCCUCGCCGAGCGCGCCAUCGCCGGCCUCCUCGGCCCCGCCGGCGCGAAUGGCGGUCGCUGGAACACCGCCGUCGCCGUCGGGGUCACGGCCGCGGCCGGCAUCGCGCUAGUCGCCAUCGUCGUCUCCUCCCGCAGGGGCGGGAUCAAAUCGCCGUGGCGGCGGCGGAGGAAGCGCGCGCUUGGGCCCAAGGAAUGGCGCAGCUUGUUCACGCCGGAGGGGAAGUUUUACGACGGCGGCGUCAAGCUACUGAAGAGAGUUCGGAACGGAGGGGUUGAGCCGAGCAUCAGAGCAGAGGUCUGGCCGUUCCUUCUGGGAGUUUAUAGCCUGAAUAGUUCAGAAGCUGAAAGGGAAGCAAUUAAGGCCCAUAACAGGAAGGGAUAUAUGCUCUUGAGGAAACAUUGCCUGCGAAAAAACAAUGAAGAAAGCAAGCGAUCAAUCAACCGCAAAGAGAGCAUUAGUUCUGGCAAAGUCAAAGAAUCUGUUACUUCUGUUGGAUCCGAAGAACCUGAAAAAGUAAGCGUGGAUGAUCAUAUCACGAGUGAGGAAGAAAAUCCUUGUGUCAUUUCAGAGCAAGAAAUGCAGGAUAAGACAGGUAAAGCAAUUCCAGAGAAUCAGGCGGAUGAAAGCCUCUGUUCAUCUAGUUCACGCGAUGAGGAUGAGAGUCAGAAAAGUGAUGUGACCCAUGUGGAAGCGUCUCGUGAUGAUGUCGCCUCUGUGGACCAGUCUUCAGUUGAGGAUGAAGAAGAAAGUAUGCCCCUGCCCAAAUAUUCAAACGCAGGAGGAAAUAUAGAAGCUGAAACUAAGUUAUCUAAGGAUGCCCGUCCUGUGAAGUCUGCACGGACAGUUGAGGAUUUUGAGACAUGGCAACGGAUAAUUCGUUUGGAUGCAGUUCGUGCUAAUAAUGAAUGGGUUUCCUACUCUCCAUCGCAAGCUGCGGUUACCAGGGAGAAGGCAAUUGACUCUGCUUCAGCUGUUUGUCUCAAAGACUAUGACCACUUGGAAGCACAUAGGAUCCAUCAUGCGUCACGCCUUGUUGCAAUACUUGAGGCGUACGCAACCUAUGACCCAGAAAUCGGUUAUUGCCAGGGCAUGAGUGACCUCCUUGCACCUCUCAUUGCUGUGCUGGAGGAAGACGAUGAAGCCUUCUGGUGCUUUGCCGGUUUCAUGAGGAAAGCCCGCCACAACUUCAGACUCGACGAAGUGGGUAUUCGCAGGCAACUCAACAUGGUCUCCAAGAUAAUAAAAACCAAGGACUUCCAUCUUUACAGGCACUUGGAGAUGCUUGAAGCGGCAGACUGCUUCUUCGUCUAUAGAAUGGUGGUUGUGAUGUUCCGGAGGGAGCUCACCUUCGAGCAGACCCUCAGCCUGUGGGAGGUGAUGUGGGCCGACCAGGCAGCGAGGCGUGCUGGGAUCGCACGAUCGUCCUGGGGAAAACUUCGGCUUGGAGCCCCUCCAACUGAUGACCUGCUGCUGUAUGCGAUUGCAGCCAGUGUACUGGAGAAGAGGAAAUUGAUAAUAGAGAGCUAUAGCAGCAUGGAUGAGAUCAUUAGGGACUGUAACAGCAUGGCGGGGCAGCUGGACAUUUGGAAGCUCCUGGACGACGCCCAUGAUUUAGUGGUGACCGUACAAGACAGGAUCGAGUAGCUGGGAUCUGCCCAUGCUUAUAUUUGUAUGAUUGGUCCUGGCAGUUAUCACGUUAUCAUAUGUCUGUUAUAUACAAUAUCUUGUAUGAGGUUAUGGAUAGAAACAUUUUUGGUCUUGUUUUUUGGUGUGCCCUCUCUCUGCAUGUGACUGUUCUUUGCACAGAGCAGAUUUGUGGAUCUUGUCAUCUGUUGCUACUUCUUGGACUGUGGAUGCUGGAUACAAUUUGGUCUUGCAGUGUAUUUGUAACUAGAAAAAAGCCUUGUGCCUCAA